AUGGUGCACAAGCCUCUAAAUAGAUUGCAGCAAGUCAUUUGGCCAGAUGAGAAAAGAAAACGAUUAUGUAAUAUUGCACGUGAAAGUAAGUUAAAACUGGACCUAUCAGGGUUUUUCUUCAGCUAUCUAACUAAUCUGGUGGUGGUGAUGAUGAUGAUGAUACACAUAAAUACAUACGUAAACUUGUUCUCAAUGUCUCAAAAUCUACGGGUAUCAAAGACUAGCACAACACGAAACACGAAUACAGACAUGAUUACAAAACACGACUAUAAAGACAAUGGGCACAACCCAACACUGCAUGACACGAAAUGCGAAAAGAAAAGCACGAGAUGA
Molecule: messenger RNA, 333 nt
Organism: Striga asiatica
Lineage: Eukaryota; Viridiplantae; Streptophyta; Magnoliopsida; Lamiales; Orobanchaceae
Source: the annotation of a GenBank genome assembly